Molecule: messenger RNA, 1843 nt
Organism: Leptonychotes weddellii (Weddell seal)
Lineage: Eukaryota; Metazoa; Chordata; Mammalia; Carnivora; Phocidae
Source: RefSeq, a predicted model, not a curated record
GGCCGGCGCUGCUGGCCCUUGACCCCGGGAGACUUUUGACCCCAACCUCAGAAUCGGAGACCUGUGGCCUCAAUUCCCGGCGGGACCCUUGACGUUGGCGUGCAUCCAGGACCCUCAUAGCCCACGCUCGGGUCUCCGUCCCCUCUCCCCGGGCCGGGGUCUCAGGCCUCUCCCCAACCCAGGUCUCCAUCUCCUCCUACUUCCUGGUCCCUGUCUCCUCCCGGGCCCAGUUUCCGUCCACUCCCGCCCACCCCCUCGUCCGCUUCCCUUAUUCCGUCCCUGAGACCAAGCGCUGAGCACUGGAAACUGCACCAAGGAUAGUCAAGGGCUCAGCGUCUGGACCCAGCCAGCCUGGGAUUGUGCCCUGGCCCUGCACUUUCCAGCCUGUUGUGCCCGUUUCCUCCUCCGGAAAGCUGAGCAAUGGUAGAACCCGCUCACGGGGUGGUGAAGGGGAUGAGGAGAGAAUACGGGAGAGGAGCCACUGGAACGGUGCCUGGCAGUGGGGCUUGUAAUGGGAGAACAUACAGGUGGGCUCUGGGAGGGCUUCAGGUUUACCAGGGAGGGAGGGUAACCAGGGACAGAAUGGAUUGGGGGGCUUGCUGGUCCCCCCUGACUCUUGAACUGCUCUCAGCGAGCAUGUUUGCAGUGGGCUGCAGUAUGGGUCCCUUCCUGCACUACUGGUACCUCUGGCUGGACCACCUGCUCCCAGCGUCUGGCCUCCCUGGCCUCCCAAACGUCCUCAGGAAGGUCCUCGUAGACCAGCUGGUGGCCUCUCCCAUGCUAGGCGUCUGGUACUUCUUGGGCCUUGGCUGCCUGGAGGGCCAAUCCCUGGAUGAGAGCUGCCAGGAGCUGCGGGACAAGUUCUGGGAAUUCUACAAGGCCGACUGGUGCGUUUGGCCAGCUGCCCAGCUGGUGAACUUCCUCUUCGUGCCCCCCCAGUUCCGAGUCACCUACAUCAAUGGCCUGACGCUGGGCUGGGACACGUACCUCUCCUACCUGAAGUACCGGGUGAGCUCGGUGGGCGGACCAGACACCCAGGGGGCUCCUCAGGGGCCACACGUGUGAACCCCAAAUGGCGAUGCAGCUGCGUUCUAGGGUGAGGUCCUCCUGGGCCUGUGAUAAUCUGCAAACCAUAGCAGGUGGGUGGGGAGCUGAUCCCCAGCAGGGUGAAGACCCAGCCCCCUAUCUGCUGUUUGAUGUGACCUCGGCCAGGACCUGCUGCGUCUGCCCCGCAGGACUGAGUCCAGCCAGAAGACAUGUGGGUGAGGACUCUCGCUUGGUGAAGAGGAAUCCAGAGGGGUGAACGGGGUGUGUGACCAGACUCCUCUUGUAUGGACAGAUCCUGGGCCCGUCCACCGCUAGGCUGCGUGGCCCUGGGCACUGUGCAGACUGAGCUGCCCAGCCCUCCUCACUGGAUGCCAGACAGAGCAGGACUGACUCUGAGCAGGCCAGGCCUGGUCCUGGCCCCUCCCCUACCCCUAGGCAUCUGGCUGGGCUGCCCCCUCCAAGCCUAGGGUAAGACCUCAGUUUCCCCAUCUGCAACACAACCAUGAAGAUAGUCACCCAGGAGCCCUUCUCACUGCAGGCUCUCCGUGAACCAGUGACAGAUGUUCCUAUCCGCAGCACUGGGCCCCGGCCAGCCCGUCCCAAGCCCCAACCCCUCAACACUAUUAUGGGCUGGGCCCUGGGCCCAAGGUGGGGACACAGCCCAUCCCCUUGGAGCAGGGCCCAGCCUGGAGUUAGCCCCCAGAAUCUGGAGCCUUGGGCAGGGCCAGGUGGCUUCCAGUCUCACACUCAGGUCACAGACUGUGGAAAUUCUAUUAAAUUCUCUGGUCAUUGAAAA